This is a messenger RNA of Polyodon spathula (Mississippi paddlefish), 4051 nucleotides long. It is a transcript of the gene cars2, whose product is annotated as cysteinyl-tRNA synthetase 2, mitochondrial. NCBI's taxonomy places the organism in Eukaryota, Metazoa, Chordata, Actinopteri, Acipenseriformes, Polyodontidae. The transcript has 15 exons. Gene Ontology annotation, cellular component: cytoplasm. Gene Ontology annotation, molecular function: cysteine-tRNA ligase activity; ATP binding. The coding region runs from base 912 to 2711 and encodes 599 amino acids. The record is from RefSeq and is a predicted model, not a curated record. Gene Ontology annotation, biological process: cysteinyl-tRNA aminoacylation.
UUCGUAUAGUGCGAAGGCUAUCAAUACAACAAUUAAUUUUUCUGUAUUUAUUAAUGACGACUACAAUGACUGUGGUGUGACCGUUCUGAUUUUAUAUAUUUUACAUAAUCCAUUCUAACUCUAAUAGACCACUGUGUCGUUUGUAUACUUAUGUAACACCUACAAAUUACGUCGGACAAGAUUCCCAAUUCUUUUUUUUUUUUGUGAAACAUCAUCACCGUGAUUCCUGAAGCACAUGCUAUGUUGAACAUAUAUAUAUAACGAGAUUUAUACUAAUGUAUUUACUAAAAACAAAGAAAGAAACAAAGCCGGUCGAUGACGUUGCGUUGCCCGAAUGUUCAUUAAGGUGCUUUUAUUUUAUUGCCUUGGCAUUCUGUUUUGCAGAAUCAGGGGUCCAUCUUUGUAACCAGCUUUGUUGAUGGACUAGCCCCUCCUCUUCCUGGUUCUCUGCUUGUAUGGUUUACGACUGUUCUGUGCAGUCAGACCACAGCCAGAAACCGAUUGUCGCUUCACAUACCCUCCUAAAUGUGUGACGGAUUUAACCCCGCCCCAUUGUACUGAAAGAAGUGCUGCCGGAACUUGCGGGACAAGAUCAGAAUGUGGAGACAGCACGCUUUGAGUUCAGUUUAUGUUUAACUGUUUCUGGUCCAUAUGCGGUCUACGCUAAGGCUCUCUGUUCACUGUUGUUUAUUAGACUAAAUUCGAUCCACUUCAGUGAAAUGCAAACGCUGCUAUGGUAUGAGAUGAGAGAGAAUUAGCUGCGUGUUUGUGGCUCUACAUUAAUGUCCUAUAUUUGUAUAAGCAUUGCGAUUUAAUUGUAACUGCUUUUUGUUUUUUGUUUUUUUUGACCAGCCCAUAGUCAGAAAGUUAUUGUGAACGAAGGAGAUUACGGUUUUUUUUUUAAAAUCAGAAUGUCCAUAGUCAAUCACUUGCUGCCUUUCUGGAGACUGACAAGCAAAACACGACUGUUUGACUUAUCAUAUUUCAAAGCAAGGACGUUUCAGGAAAUAAAUGUUGACUGUUUUAAUAAAGUGAAGCAUUUCAGAUCCGUCACGUUGUGUACAGGAUCCGAGAAGAAAUGGCAAAAACCAAUGGGAUUUGACACCGGCUUAAAGACAUACAACAGCCUCACGAAAGGAAAAGAACCUCUAAUACUGGCAAAAGAAGGAAUUGCGACCUGGUAUAGUUGUGGCCCUACAGUAUAUGAUCAUGCCCACCUUGGCCACGCUUGUUCCUAUGUUAGAUUUGAUAUUGUGCAAAGGAUUCUUACCAGAGUAUUUGGAAUCAAUGUUAUCCACGUGAUGGUCAUUACUGACAUUGAUGACAAGAUCAUUAAAAGAGCCUCUGAGUUAAACAUGUCUUCAACAGUUCUUGCUCGACUUUAUGAAGAGGAGUUUAAGAGCGACAUGGCAGCGCUUAAGGUACUUCCUCCUACAGUUUAUAUGAGAGUUACUGAGAACAUUCCACAAAUCAUUGCUUUUAUAGAAGGCAUAAUAAACAAGCAGCAUGCUUAUGCAACACCCAAAGGCAGUGUCUAUUUUGACAUCAAGUCAAUUGGAAGUCGAUAUGGAAAGCUAAUGGGCGGGUUUGUUGACUCGGGAGGGGAGCUAGGUGACACAGGUGACACUGAUAAGCGAAAUGCCAGGGAUUUUGCCCUUUGGAAGGCAUCUAAGCCGCAGGAACCAUUCUGGGAGUCUCCAUGGGGAAAAGGAAGACCUGGCUGGCACAUUGAAUGUUCGACAAUAGCAAGUACUGUUUUUGGAAGUCAAUUGGAUAUUCAUUCUGGCGGGAUAGACCUUGCCUUUCCACAUCAUGAAAAUGAGAUUGCACAAUGUGAAGCUUAUCAUCAGUGUGCUCAAUGGGGAAACUACUUUCUGCACUCAGGACAUUUGCAUCUUAAAGGAAGUGAAGAGAAGAUGUCCAAAUCUUUAAAAAACUUCAUCACAAUAAAGGACUUUUUACAGACGUUUUCAGCAAAUGAAUUCAGAAUGUUUUGCCUUCUUACCAAGUACAGAUCAGCAAUUGACUACAGUGAUGCCAGUAUGAAUGAAGCUAAAAGCGUUUUAAGUUCCAUCUCGUCGUUUUUCAAUGAUGCGGGUGCUUAUAUGACAGGAAAAUUAUUGUGCCAGAGUGUUGAUGAAGGCUUUUUGUGGAAAAGGUUAGCGGCUGCAAAAGUGGAUGUUCAGACAGCGCUGACAGAUGACUUUGACACUCCAAGGGCUGUUGAUGCAAUUAUGGGCCUGAUUCACCAUGGCAACCGGCAGCUUCAGUCGGUUACUAAGGGGGGACAAUCCUCCAGAAGCCCAGCUGUGUUUGGAGCCAUUCUUUCUUACAUAGAGGGAUUCUUGGACACAGUGGGUGUUGCUGUAAAGGAGAAUACGUGUGUAACAGGAGAAAGUUCCCCUGGCACUCUUCCUAGUGUUGUUGAACAAUUGGUGAGUUUUCGAAGCAGGGUCCGCAGUUAUGCCCUGGCUACCGAUGAACUCGCUCCGGUUUUAUCUGACUGCAGUGAGCUGUCUGAGGAGAGGAAGUCUCAGCUAAAGGAGCACAGGAAGCAGCUGAUACAAGAGCGGGAACCUCUUCUGAAGGCCUGUGAUGUCCUUCGGAGAGACCUCGCACCCCUUGGAAUUAACAUUAAGGACAGAGGUAACACCUCAACAUGGGAAAUAACAGAGAAGAGGACAGAGCUGCAAAAGGAAGAGGCAAACUAGUUCUAUACAUAAGCCCCAUUACAGAUGCAAUGCUCUGCACAUUAAAAACUUGGGACUGUGAAACCUGGGUUUGUAUUUGACAGGAUAAGUCUUCAAUAUUUAUGUGAUUGUCAUCAGCAUUGUAACAUUAAAAGCGUCAAAUAUAAAAUGUAUUGGUAAUGUUGUAAUUACUACACCUAUAAAUGUUAAAAUAAUUAAACACAGCACUUUCCGAGGCAAGACAGGCAGUAAUUUGUCAGUGCUUACCGAUAUUAAUUUCAAGAUGUAUUUUUAUUUUAAUUUUAAAUAUUUUUGCAAAGGAAAGAAUACCAGGUUGUCAGUCAACAGCUAGCCAUGUAACAGCCAUGCAGCAGCUUUUGGAAUUGUCUAUGAUGUGAAAUUAAGGAAUAAACAACUCAUUUGGGGAUUGUACUUUGUGUGUUUUGCAAGGAUAGAAAAGUAAAUCAUUGUUUCAGGUCGAAGAUGACAAGCUAGUUAACGUAGCAGAACACAUGUAUGCAUUUAUUCACAAUAAAGCCACGGGAAGAUACGCAUUACAUACAAUACUGUGUUGUUUUAAUAACCAUAUCAGAGUCGUGACUAUUUGGUUUCUGUAUAAUAAAGAGCUGACGCUUCAUAUGUAUUCUUUGAUCCCCUGGAUCACAUUUGAUUGUCUCAAACCUUUUGUCCAAGUGUCAAAGCCUCAUAUCUCAGAAAUCAGUUGAACAUGAUUUAAUAUUUGCAGGGCUAUGAACCCUUCAUCUUCUAUGUGUUGCUGACCAUGGUAUUAGGUCUCUAACCCAAAAUGGCUGCCAUACUGAGGUUAUGUUGCUUUUUAAGUUUCUUCUUCAUUGAGGCAGAGCACUUGUUGGCUUAAUAUUUGGUACACUUUCACAGCUGAAAAAGCUGUCUUAAUAAUGUUAAAACAGUAAUAUUUAACAUUUUAAUUGUUCAGCUAUAUGUUGAGAAAUGCAUGAUUAGAAAAAAUCGACUUCUUAAGGUUAACUAACAAAAUGAGGAAUACUUUACUGGUUGGUUUGCAUUGAAAAACUAUUUUCUUAUCAUAAUAUAGAUACAGACAGGCAUAGAAACCUGCAAAUACAACAUGCAGUGCACUCUCAAGAACCUGGGAUCCCAGAGAGUUUAAAAAACUCAGCACAUACCAUUAUUACAAAAACGAAAAUGAAGAAAAUGUAUUUCAUUGCAGUUAUUUACAUGCGUGUGACUGUCCCGUUUUAGGCAUGAGCAGUGAACCAAGCCCCCUCGUUAAAAAAAGAACAUUGAAGUGUAGAUUAAAUAUAUCUGACAAAGAAUGCACUGAGCUCAGACUAUAUAUAUAUAUAUAUAUAUAUAUAUAUAUA